This is a messenger RNA of Fusarium redolens, 1965 nucleotides long. RefSeq names its product fungal-specific transcription factor domain-containing protein. The record is from RefSeq and is a predicted model, not a curated record. Gene Ontology annotation, biological process: regulation of DNA-templated transcription; DNA-templated transcription. Bases 1 to 1965 code for a protein of 654 amino acids. Gene Ontology annotation, molecular function: zinc ion binding; DNA binding; DNA-binding transcription factor activity, RNA polymerase II-specific. NCBI's taxonomy places the organism in Eukaryota, Fungi, Ascomycota, Sordariomycetes, Hypocreales, Nectriaceae. The transcript is spliced from 8 exons.
AUGUCGUCGGUCAAAGCCACAAAGAAGAGCGCAUUCUCUUGUGAGCCGUGCCGUAGACGCAAGGUCAAAUGCGGCGGCGAGCAACCUAUUUGCAAUCGCUGUGCUGCUAGAAGCGAUGACUGUAUUUACAAACUCUCUCAAAUCCCCCCCUCAGUUGCCGCCUCAAAUCAUUCGAGUCCUGGGGUCUGGAAUGGCCAUGACUUGAAUCGCCAUCCAGAGGAGCAUGCAAUGACGAGGAGCUUCAUGGGUCUCAAGAUCGAUGACAAGGGUGGCAUUACUUAUCAUGGACCGACGAGUCUCUUUAAUCUUCCCAGUGACCCUCACAAGCAUAAGCCAGACUCGAUAUCAUCCAUUGACUCAGAUGCUCAUAGGAGAGAGCGAUUGGUCAACAAUGCAUGGCAUCAGCGAGCGAUGGAAAACUUGUCUGAUAUUCCAGAACCGUUUCAAUACCUUCUGAACGUGCAUUGGUGCUGGAUCCAGCCUCUUUUUAACUUCAUUUACAGGCCUGCAUUCACUCGUGACAUGCAAUCCAUGGGACCUUACUAUUCUCACACUCUUCUGAACGCUAUGCUCUCACAUUCUAUCCGCUGGGGUAAAAGUGAUCCUUCCACCAAACAGCUGCUGGAUCAGUCGUACGAUGGAGGAGCUGUCUUCGCAAAACAUGCCCGAAGCAUGCUUUUCGACGAACUAAGUCGAGGUGUUUGCACUAUCCCAACUGUUCAGACAUUACUACUUCUUAGCGCAGGAGAAUGUGGUCAUGGCAACACGACACAGGCUUGGAUUUAUAGUGGCAUAGCCUUCCGCCUCAUCGAUCAUCUGGGCAUUUGUGUUGAUGGACAGAGAUAUCCAGGAUCCGUCCAUUUGACUGAUGAGGAGGUUGAGAUUCGACAUCGACUUUACUGGAGUUGCUACUUCUGGGAUAAGAUUAUCAGCCUAUACCUCGGUCGUUCGCCUUCACUACAGCAUACACUUGUGUCUCCACCCCAGAUUAUCAUGGACGACUCGGCUGAGAAUGAGCUCUGGGUCCCCUUCGACUCCCCUCAUGGAUCAGAUUGGAAAUAUCCUCCCGCGACAGCUCAUUCGACUUCCUGUUUCAUGAGUGCUUGUCGAUUAUCGGUCAUCUUUAAUGAGAUUCUCAUCCAUAUGUAUGAUCCAUUACUGGAGAAUACGGAGGCAGAGAUGCAAGAGUGUCUGCAGACCCAGGAUCCUGCCAUGAGACUCUGGUGGGAACAACUCCCUCCGCAUCUUAAGAUCGAACUCUCCGCCAUGCCUGAGUUGGCACCGCCGUCCCACAUCGUUACCAUGAAAAUUCUCCUGUUCAGGCCUAUGCUUACCUGGCAGGUAUACCCAGAAGAUGAGGGCCCUCAUCCGAUGCAAAACCAUCUUGUUGAAUGUGUCACAUCUGCAACAUCUAUUAUCGCCAUCUUCGAUCUAUUCUGCAGAACAUUUACCAUCAGCCACUGCGUUCUAUCACUCUCAUACAGUGUGUAUAUCGCGGCCACAAUUUUUCUUUUGCAGGUUCAAGCUACCCCUGAGGACCAACAAGCAGUCCGCAAGCUGAGCUUCUGCGUACGCGCCUUGCAUCAGGCCAAAAAUGUCAAUCCAGUCAUCUCAAGCGCCUUGGAUUUGAUCACCCGAGAGAUGGCGAAUCUUGGGCUUGAUCCAGGAUUUAGCACACCACAACAACAGCCUCCUCCGCCCAUGCCUCAGCAAAUGCCAGAUGUUCCAAUGCCUACGGACAUACCGAUUACUGAGACUGUUUACCCGGCUUCAUUUGAGAUACCUGCCCAGCAAUCACCUUACGAGCCGGAGCAACUGUUUCAGACACCAUGGGCAGACAACAUGAAUCCAAAUGCAAUGGCAGUCGACCGUGGUGUUUUUGAAGCCUUGUCCUCAUUUGAGCCCCUGAGUGUACGGGUGGGCGCUAUCUACGAGUCAGGAAACAACCCUCAGAAUUUUGGUUGA